GGCGAACCUUGCGAUUGUGAAAGCGUUGUUCAAAAGCUCGAGAGUUUUAGUGAGUACACAUUUCAGCACACACUCUCUCAAUUCAAGGAAUGUUGAUCUAACAGCAGCUCUAUCGACAAAGUAUUCAAGGAGGAUUGCAUCAGGAACCUGAUCUCAGCCCUGAUACUUUCAAGAUGGUCGUCAACGGCAGCACUUCGCAUGGGCACCCAGCCACGGUAGAUUAUGAAGAGAGCCAAGGAGAUGGUGAUCUGGCGCAAUUUAGACUAGACGACAAGUGCACACAUUAUACCUCCUUGAAAGAAGUACCUUGGGAUUUACAUAAGUAAGUUCACAUGCUGUGGUAUUUUCAUUCACAUUACUAACACCUUUCUAGAUACUGGCAGCAGCGUUAUAGCGUGUUUUCACUAUAUGACUACGGUAUUUUUAUGACAGAUGAUGCUUGGUUCGGCGUUACUCCUGAACCAGUUGCUACGUAGGCAUACCCUUACACUCUAAUCCGUUCGUUCAUCACUAACUGUCCACAGUCACAUCGCCCAGGACUAUGCCUCUUCUACGUCACCCACAAAAACAACCAUUAUCGAUCUGUUCGCUGGAGCUGGUGGUAACUCGAUUGCGUUCGCUCUCUCCAAUCGUUGGGCCCAGAUAAUAGCCAUUGAGAAAGAUCCGUCGGUUAUCGCCUGCGCUGAAAACAAUGCCUACAUCUACGGUGCCACAAACAUAACUUGGGUUAACGGUGACUGUUUCGAAUACCUCAAGACCCACGCUUCUUCUAUCAAUCCUUCAGAAACUGUUAUUUUCGCCUCUCCGCCCUGGGGAGGACCGGGCUAUACUACUGAAAAUAUAUUCGAUCUAAGUACUAUGCAACCAUAUUCUGUGCAACAUAUUCACGAGGCAUGCAAAACUAUGGAUAUGGCGUUAUAUCUUCCACGAACCAGCGAUCUCAGACAAAUUGCUGCAUUGUUGCCAGAAGGCAAGAAAGCUGAACUUGUGCAAUAUUGCAUGGAGGGAGCAAGUAAGGCCCUCGUGGCUUAUAUUCCAGCUAUUGAAUGAAUACGGUUUGAUCAGGUUAAAGAAGACGUCGGGUAUCCGGCAAGUUGAAAUGCCUUGAAGCCUAAGGGCUGAGGACUGCGGAGCUGCAACAUGCCAUUUCGGUCUAUCAUGUGGGAUGUGGGGGUGAACGCCAAUUUUGUUGCACAUCGGCAAUUCCUGAGGCAAUUUGGUGGGAAAGCAAUUUGCUACAUCAGCAGGGUAGUAAGUGAUGUGCAAAUCUAUGAACUAGCUCAUAUCUCACUGCAUAUAUAGCAAAAUGCAGGAGAGGAUAGCUAUCACU
This is a messenger RNA of Sclerotinia trifoliorum, 1330 nucleotides long. The record is from the annotation of a GenBank genome assembly. NCBI's taxonomy places the organism in Eukaryota, Fungi, Ascomycota, Leotiomycetes, Helotiales, Sclerotiniaceae.